Messenger RNA from Scaptodrosophila lebanonensis, 375 nucleotides. It is a transcript of the gene Cpr49Af, whose product is annotated as endocuticle structural glycoprotein SgAbd-3. Lineage: Eukaryota; Metazoa; Arthropoda; Insecta; Diptera; Drosophilidae. Gene Ontology annotation, cellular component: chitin-based extracellular matrix. The record is from RefSeq and is a predicted model, not a curated record. Gene Ontology annotation, molecular function: structural constituent of chitin-based larval cuticle. The transcript is spliced from 2 exons. Bases 1 to 375 code for a protein of 124 amino acids.
AUGAAAUUGUUAUACCUUUUGGGAGCGUUUAUCUUAAUUGGCGGCACAGAUGCCGUUGACGACGGUCUGAUCUCACACGAAUCCAAUGUGGAAUAUGAUGGAAAGUUUCAUUACCAUUUCGAGACAAAAAACGGUACAAAGGUCACGCAGGAUGGUUUGCUUAAGCACGUCAAUGCGGAGCACGAUGGCGAGUCCAUUCAAGGGAAAUUCUCUUUCAAGACUAACGAUGGACAAGAAUUCGCCAUUUCCUACAUAGCCGAUGAAAACGGAUUCCAGCCAACAGGCGCACAUCUUCCCACACCGCCUCCGAUACCUGAGUCUGUGCUCAAAACACUUAAAUAUCUCGAAGAACAUCCCCAGCAAAAGAAAAAUUAG